Molecule: messenger RNA, 1515 nt
Organism: Vicia faba (fava bean)
Lineage: Eukaryota; Viridiplantae; Streptophyta; Magnoliopsida; Fabales; Fabaceae
Source: the annotation of a GenBank genome assembly
AUGGCAUCUCUCAUACCUGGAGUUCUACUAAAGCUUCUCCAAACAAUGAACUCCAAUGUGAAAAUCCGCGGCGAACACCGAUCAGUCCUUCUGCAAGUAAUCAGCAUCGUGCCCGCAUUAUCGGGUUCUGAAUUAUGGCCUAACCAUGGUUUCUUCAUAAAAGUAUCAGAUUCUUCUCAUUCAACCUAUGUCUCACUUUCAAAACAAGACAAUGAGCUUAUUCUGAAUAAUAAGUUGCAGCUUGGACAAUAUUUCUACGUGGAUCGGAUUGAGUCCGGUACGCCUGUCCCGGUUCUUGUCGCGGUUAGGCCUAUUCCUGGAAGACACCCUUUUGAAGGUAAUCCUAAGGAUUUAAUGCAAAUGUUGGAGUCGUCAGAAGAUGGUAAAGCGCAUUCUGAUAACAACGGAGUAAAUGAUUCGAAAUCCGCGGAUGUCAUAGAAGCCAAAGAGAAUACAAGUUCAAGGCAGAAGAUUGUUAUUAAAGAAGAAAAAGUUGGUGUUGCAUCAAGGUACAUGAAGGGUGUUCUAAAUCCAAAUACCAAAGCGAAUGUGACAGAUACUAAUGUUGGAAGCAAAGGAAAUGAUUCGGAGAAUGGCGUGGAUGGUAAGAAAUUGGGAUCUAUAAAAGGAAAGCAACAAGAGAUUCAAGGUCAGGUACUCUCAACGAGCUCAACUCGUACGCGAUUUGAAGUACUUUCAACAAAACAAGACACUGGUCAAUCAAACAUUCAGGAAACAAUCAUGCAACAUUCGAAAAGCACUUCUUUCAAGCGCAGUUCUACUAAACAGGAAAAUUUGAACUCGAACUUUUUGUCCAAUACUCAAGAUAAAAUCAAUUACACCGAAGCGAUUUCUUGGUCCACUUUGCCAGCCAAACUUUUAAGGCCUGGAAAGGGUAUUCUUAGAAGGAAACAACUAGCUUCUAAAGUUGUAAUAGAAGCCCAAAAAGAAGCAUCUGAAGCAGCAAAGAUAGUCAAAUGCUUAAGUAUGUUUGCAAAUAUCUGCUCUUCUGCCGGAUCAGAGAACCCGCACAUCACACUGGACAAGUUUUUCGCACUUCAACAGCUCAUAGACAAGCCAAACGUUACAACUCAGUCGAAAGCCAAAUCACUUCAAUCAAAUAGCACUCAAUCUCCUACAGAAAAACAUAAACAUAGCAAAAAAUCAGGUUUAGUGCAUGCUAAAAACACGUCGAAGUCUCCAAAAUCCUUAACCGAAUUAUCAGUGACUGAAAAACAAGAAUGGGCCAAAGAGAAUGGAUUUUCAAGGGCAUUCGAAGAGAAGGGCAAGGAAAGUAAGGCUAUUGGAGGAAGAGAUACAGCGCGCGCCAACCACAUUGCGGUGACGUUGUCGCACCUUAAGCAUGCAAAUGAGUGGCUAGAAAAACUGAGAAGUAGCUUAAACUCAGAAAACGAAGGACUGGUGGAGACUAUUGACAGAUUGAAGCAAAAAAUUUAUUCUUCCUUACUUGUACAUGUUGAUUCUGCUGCAUUUGCUUUGGAAAAUCGAGGUUGA